Drosophila erecta is the source of this 1658-nucleotide messenger RNA. Its product is annotated as histone H3.v1-like. The annotation marks the transcript as partial. The transcript has a single exon. The record is from RefSeq and is a predicted model, not a curated record. NCBI's taxonomy places the organism in Eukaryota, Metazoa, Arthropoda, Insecta, Diptera, Drosophilidae.
GUGCAGGCAGCCACUGCCGUUGUGGUGGAUCAUCAUCGUUAUUCUUAUUGGAAACGGAGGAGGCAUCCGCGUCAUCACGUCAAUCAGGUGUUUGAUGAGGAGGAGGAGGAGAACGAGGACGAGGACGAGGAGGUUGAGCAUCACCAGCAGCAGCAGCAGGAGGAGGAAGAUUGGAAUGUGCAGGAGGAACUGGAACAGGAUCAGCAACGCAAUGUUUUGCGACGCGUCCACGAUGCAGCCAUGUGGAGCUGAGGAUUCGGUUUACCCAGAUUCAUAGCUGUACCACGUAUAUAUAUAUAACAUAUGUCCCCCCACAUAAUCCCCAAAUUGACACAACACAACACACAUCCAAGAGGGUGAAUCGAUUUGCGUAUGGUGCAAUAACCAAUUUAUGAAGAAUUCUAACUAAUUUCGCUGUCAAAACUUUAGAGCUAAUUACGUUUUAGAGCUGCUCGAAUCAGAAAGAGGUUUUAUUCAUGCAAUAGCCACAGGGACAUUGUCUAGUAUAUGCAUAGGCAUCAGGAAAAUAUCAACUUUAUGGGCGAAAAAGAAAAAGGUACUUGUGUAAUAGGCUUUUGUAAUGGGCUUUAAAAACAUAGAUUCUUAGGAAAAUUAGUUUUCAGUGAUUUAUCAGCUGGUUUUAAAGUAUCUGGUAUUAUUCAAAAGAGAACAAUGUAUAUUUUUUUUUUGAAAAUCCCCAAAUUAUAGUUUUAUAAUGACAUUUUGGAUCUUCCCAAAGGAAAGAAACAAAUUUGGGGUUUUUUUUGUUUGAUUAAGAUAAAAAAGUUAAGGUUUAGCCUAAAAUCAAUAUUGUAUUUAAAGUUUCCAAAGCCAAAUUAUUUAGAAUUAUCCAUAGAAGACUCUUCCAAAUUGUUCUAUUUUACUUUUUUGCAACGCAACCAGGUCGAGCCACCCUAAUAUUUAUACAUAUAUAUUGCUAAUAUAUAUAGAACACAUACUUAUCCUAUAUGUCCACCAUAUAGACAAUUUGCUAUCUCUGUUGCGCUCGUGAUGAUCUUAUAACGUGAUCUUAAGUCUAAAUCAAUGUGUAAAAUGUAAUGUUUGUUUUUCGACUUGCUUCCGUUCAAACCUAUGUAUUCUCCAGUGUGUAAUAUUCCUCCGUUUCCGUUUGUUGUAGUUGUUUAUCUUGUCUCUCGCUCUCUCACUCUGUGUGUCUCUGUCUCUGUUGCUCUCGUGCCCUCUCUGUCAUUCUGCCCGUCUCACUCUGAUCUGUUUAUAAGAAAUGUGUACAAUUUUCGCCCCACUUUUAGUGUAAAAAAGAAGAAAAUCUCAAAUGAACUUGUAACUUGAUGUGAAACACGAAUUGUUUAUUAUAAGUUUUAAUUUUUACAUAUCAUUUAUCCUUAUUGUGUACUUUAAUCUCUGUUUUAACUUUCCGUAUGGCUCAGCACAUUGUAUUUUCUAUUGCGAACCCUAAUUUUAGUUGUAUAGUUUUGCAUUUGAUCUCUCGGCUUUAGUUUUUGCAUUCAAAGCGAAAGAAAAUUCAGUUCCUGUGUAAUGGCAAAGAUAACUUGAGAAAUUGUAUUAUAAUUUAAAGGACUAGGCAAUCAAUGUGCUGCUUUCAUUCGGAAAGAUUUACGUAUGAACCAUAUCUCUGUCACUCGAGGAUCCUACAGUAUUGGCUCCAAAAACCUAAU